Messenger RNA from Teleopsis dalmanni, 4116 nucleotides. Its product is annotated as kinesin-like protein costa. Gene Ontology annotation, molecular function: microtubule motor activity; ATP binding; microtubule binding. The transcript has 3 exons. The record is from RefSeq and is a predicted model, not a curated record. The coding region runs from base 245 to 3826 and encodes 1193 amino acids. Lineage: Eukaryota; Metazoa; Arthropoda; Insecta; Diptera; Diopsidae. Gene Ontology annotation, biological process: microtubule-based movement; mitotic spindle organization.
AUCAUGUUUGUGCGGUUGGCAACUCUAAAAAACUACUUUAUUCGAAUUGUUUAGUUUUUCGCCCACGCAAUACUGUUUACUUUACCAACAACAACUAAAGCAUAUUUAUAGAAAAAUUGUCGUCCAUGUUUUUGUAAGAAAAUUAUUUGCAAAAAUGCGAAUAAAUAAAGAAGAUGGUAGUGUUAUAAUAAACUCGAGUUUAAUCACUAGCCUUUAAAAUAAGUGUUGUUUACUCAAUAAGAAAAUGGAAAUUCCAAUACAAGUUGCAGUGCGCAUUUUUCCCAGUCCGAAUGCCAAUGCAUGUACAACGUCUGCGGUUAAAAACGAUCCAAAUGGCAAUGUAAGUGCAUCUCCUUGUGAAGAUGAACAACGAAAAUUUGCUGAAAAUGCUGAAGGCACGGGAUGUUGUGUGCAAACAAUACCAGUCACUGCGGCGGUUCAAGGGUUUAUGUCUACCGAUGUACAAAAUAAUGUGGACAAUGGAAUAGCAGGGGGUUUAGUGCAAGUGGGGUCUCAAAGUUACACCAUUACACAUGCAUUACCAGCAGAUUGCACACAAAACCAAGUAUACCAUCAAACAGUAUUUCCACUUAUAAGCUUGUUCAUGGAAGGUUUUGAUGCGUCUGUUGUAACGUAUGGUCAGCAAGGGACCGGUAAAACGUACACACUUUAUGGACCUGGAUUUGAUUGUGUUUACGGAGAGUCCGAUCAAGGAGUUGUGCAGCGUUGUGUACGUGAAAUAUAUGCACUUAUGGCUAACCAUCCAGAGCGUACAUAUGCAGUAAAUAUUGGAUGGGUAGAAAUAUGUGGUGAAGUCAUACGUGACUUACUUGGUGUGGGCAACGUUCAUUGUGCAAACUUGACUGAUGUGUUUCAAUGGUUGCAAAUGGGCAUGAAUAAUAAAGUGAACAAUGGUCAAGAAACCAAUAAUUUUACACAAAUACUAACACAUACGCUGUUUACCUUUACUUUGGAACAGCAGUGGGUAACAAAGGAAGGUCUAAUACAGCAUCGCUUAUCAACAGCCAGUUUUUCUGAUUUAUGUGCAACAAGACGCUUAUUUAUGCUGAGCUCACUUGAUCAACCGCCUAGUCUACCAAAUGAUUUGGGUUUGCAAGCAUUAGAACAUGUUGUGAAUACGCUCACUGAUCCGGCGUUACUAUAUAGUGCAAAUGGGAAUAUUCCCUACAAUCAGACAACACUUACAACAUUACUUAAAGAUUCAUUUGGGGGACGUGCGCAGACUUUAGUCAUUUUAUGUGUUUCACCAUAUGACCGUGAUAUGAGCGAGACUAUAUGUAAUUUGAAGUUCGCUUUAAAAGUACAGUGUGUACGCAACUACGUUAUAAUGAAUAGAUUCUCAGAUGACAAUACACCUAUAUCGCCAGAGGUUGUUCCAGAGAUGCCAAAUGUGACUGGUAUGGGUGGCUUGCCAUCAAUAGUCGAUAAUUUUGGUUUACAGUUUGCAGCUAGUCAAUGGUUUAAAUUAGUUUCUAACGCUGAGGGGCUGUUUGCGAAAUUGAUCUCUUCGAAUAACAUAUCGGAUUUGGAUAAGGAACAAAUAGAGGAGUGGCUUUUUCUUAAACAAGAGUGUGAAGAAUGCUUAAGUUCUAGUGAAGCUAUCCUAGCAAGAUCACAAAAACACCUUGGGCCUAUACAAGAAGCCGAAGAGCCCGAGGAAACAGUUAGUGAGCCUGAAACCACAUGUCAACAAAACUCUGAUAAUGACUCCGAUUCAGAAUCUCAACGUCCUGAUUUGGACGAAAAGUUGCAAUCUUUGAUGAAAGAUUUUAGUUUAAAAACGGAUAGUUUAGUGAAGGAAAAAUACAAUGAUUUUAUUGAAAAACAGCCGAAUGCUGUAAUGAAUAGUUUAGAUAACAUUCGAGACAGAGAUAGAAGAGAAGAUAUAACAGAAAAUCAAGUGGUAGAAAAACUAGAUGAACGUAAAGGAUCCAUAGGUGGGCGUCGCCGGUCUUUACAACCCGGAGCAAGCCUUUCGAGUGCUGAAAUUGCUAUGCUUAAUCGGGUAGCUUCGAGGGAACAAACUACAGCGUCUGACGAUUUCUUUAAUAGUUGUGAUGAUUUGAAACAUGCUAAGCAAAUACGUGCAGCAAUAAAUUCUCCAAUUGAAAAUAUACAGCGUAAGAUACGUAAAUUAGAUACUGACAUUGAAGCAAGACAACGUCAAAUUAAGGAAAUUGAAAAAACAAUGCAAAUAAAGCAAAACAUAAUCACAGAAUUAGUAAAAAACAGUGAAACACGUACAAAAGCCAAGCAACGCGUGAAUAAAAAGAAAUCAAAACUCGAAGCUGAUUACGAAAAGAGCAAAAAACAAUUGACAAAAGCUAUAGCUCAGGGUAAAGAUGAGAACGAAAUAGCUCGUUUGACAGCUUCCAUUCAACAUAUUCAACAACGUCUGCAGGAUCUCAGCUCUAUGAAGCAUAUAGCAGGUGAAUGUGGACAGAAAGUAAAACGACUUCACCAGUCAUUGCAAGAGUACAAAAAACUGAUCGAUGAUUUACAAAAACAAAUUAAAAAAGAAAAAAAAGCGAGAGAUCUGCUCGAUAUAGAGUUGCGUACUCUAAAAGAAAAAGAAAGCAGCAAAGCCGUUGUUAAAGUCGAUGUUGGUGGUUUAGAAGAGCGUGGUAGGAAUCUAAAAGAAGUUCAAGCACGCAUAUCGCAUUUGGACCAUGUACUGCGAGAGAAGUCUGAAAAUCUCGAACAAUAUGAUGAAACAGAAAUUGAACAAAAAGAAGGUUUGCGUCACGAAAUUCGAAAUCUACGACAUACACGCGAUCAUCUGCUCGAUCAGCGUUGCACACUCGAUCGCAAACUGAAACGUGAUAAAAUUUUAUCACAUCGUGAAGAACGUAAGCUAUUGGAAUGUGAUGAGGCAAUUGAAGCUAUCGAUGCUGCAAUCGAAUUCAAAAAUGAACUUAUUUGUGGUCAUAAAUCCAUCGACACAAGUGAACGCAUACAACGCGAGAAGGGUGAACAAAUGUUAAUGGCACGUUUAAAUAAGCUUUCAACAGAAGAAAUGCGUACGUUGUUGUAUAAAUACUUUACAAAGGUAAUCGAUUUACGCGAUUCUUCACGUAAAUUGGAAGUGCAACUAAUACAGUUGGAACGCGAACGAGAUGCUUGGGAAUGGAAGGAACGUGUGCUUUCAAAUGCAGUACGACAGGCACGUUUAGAGGGUGAACGUAACGCAGUUCUGUUGCAACGUCAGCAUGAAAUGAAGUUAACACUUAUGUUGCGACAUUUAGCUGAGGAAACAACAAGUGCCAGUUCAGCUAGUUAUGGUGAACCACCACAUUAUAUACGACCCAAUAAUUUAGCUUUACCUACACAUGCAACAAAUUCGACAAAUUCAUCCCAAUAUACCGACUGUGACUUCGAAAUGGAUUUCUAUAAGAAUACAGCAACUGCAACAGCACAGACAAACAAAAUGAUAAAGGCACACAAGCAUGGAGACUUGGAAAUAUGUCCUUUGCCGGAUGCUUUGACUAAAUAUAAACCAUUAGAUAAAUUAAAGGAGAAAGAGCGUGAAUCGAAAAAUAAAUUGUUUCCCAAAUUUCAGGUACUUAUGCGUUAUGCCGGACAAUCAGUUUCAGUGGCGCAAAACAAUAAUGACACACAUCAAUAUCAGCAACAGCAGCCGCAUGGUGCAGCCAGCGGGCAUGGCAGCAAUAGAAAGAAAGAAAAAGAAGCUAUUGCUGCUAUACCACAAGAGAAUCUUAAACGUUUAAUAUCUGCCCCAUCAGCAACCAAAGUAACAAGACAAAAGAAUAAAAUCAUUAUACAGGAUGCGACACGCAAAAAUUAGACACUUCCUACAAUUCGCAAGUACUGAGUAUGUAUGAAACUAGUAAGUUACUACAAAAUAAAUUUUAGAAUUUAGGAUAAAGUUUAUUAAUAAUUAAGUGAAAAAUGAGCAAUUUGAUAUUUAUUUACUUAUAAACUUAUAAACAACAGGUGUCAUAAAAGAAUCUUAAUACUCACUAGAUUUCCUAUCGAAAAAUUAAGAAGAGCUAAAUCAUAAUUUAGAUAUGCACAUUUGAUAGAAGGCAAAUUAAUUUGGAAAAUUAAAAUAUAAUUAAUCAAUUAAUCAAACGU